AUGCGAGCUUCCUCUGGAGCUGCGUUGAAGGAAUCCGAGGUCUCGCGCUACGCCAGGCUCUUGCAGGAAUGCUGCUCCAGGCGCAACGUUUCCGAGGGGCGGCGGCUCCACGACGAUCUUCGCAGGUCCGGCUAUGGCGAUAGCAGCUAUCUGCGGCGCUGCGUCGUCCAGAUGUACGCCAAAUGCGGCUGCCUGGCCGAUGCCAAGGCGGCAUUCGACGAGAUCGCGGACAAGAACGACUUCGUGUGGAAUCUCAUGAUCUCUGGCUAUGCCAGGAGCGGCAAGAACAGGGAAGCUCUGGAGCUCUUCCACAAGAUGGACAUCCCGCCGAAUGGAUUCAUCUUUGCGAGCGCUCUUGCGGCUUGUGCCGGGCUGGGGGAUCUGGAGCAAGGCAGGGAAAUCCACAAGAGAGUUCUCGAGUCGCGAUCCAUCGCCAGCGACGUGGUCGUCCAGAACUCGCUGGUGACCAUGUACGCCAGGUGUGGUAGCUGUGACUAUCCCGAGCAGGCACUGGAGCUCUACCAUCGGAUGAAGAGGGAGCGCUUGGAGCCGAAUGGAUUCGUCUUUGCGAGCUUGCUCACGGCCUGUGCGUCGCUAGGUAACUUACAACUUGGUUCUUCCAUCCACCAGCGUAUAACUUCUCUUGGUUUGCAGCGUGACAUUGUCAUGGAGAACGCUCUCAUCAACAUGUACUCCAAGUGUGGCUGCAUGGACGAGGCGCUCGAGGUUUUCAGCGGGCUUGCGACCAGAGAUGUCUUUACAUGGACGUCGAUGAUCGCUGGCUAUGCGCAGCUUGGAUUCGGCAGCGAGGCUUUCGCUUUCUACGAUAGAAUGCGGCGAGAUUGCGUCUCGCCAACUUCCGCUACCUUCGUCGCGCUGCUGUCCGCGUGCUCGACGUUAGAGCAAGAUGCAGCAAAAGGACUACGUGAGCUGGUCAGCCAUGGUAACGAGCCAUGCACAGUUCGGCGACCCCGGUAA
Molecule: messenger RNA, 978 nt
Organism: Selaginella moellendorffii
Lineage: Eukaryota; Viridiplantae; Streptophyta; Lycopodiopsida; Selaginellales; Selaginellaceae
Product: pentatricopeptide repeat-containing protein At2g34400
Exons: 3
Coding region: 1-978 (325 amino acids)
Biological process (GO): RNA modification
Cellular component (GO): intracellular membrane-bounded organelle
Molecular function (GO): protein binding; RNA binding
Source: RefSeq, a predicted model, not a curated record